GGGAAGUGAACUGUCAUUCCAUUUGCUCUCCAUGCAGCGAGCGGACCGUUCUGGUCGCAGGCAUCUGAAGCUUUAAUAGAUCAGCGGCAGAGAUGGGAUUACGUGUCACUGUCCUCCUGCACUGCACGGAGCUCUGAGACUAAUUCUAGCGAGAAAAUAACCUCCUCUGGAAAAUAAGACAACCUAAACUUUUUUUUAAGGGCCAUGCCGUGCGUCCAGACCCAGUGCGGCUCCUCUCCACAAGGAGCCAGUCCGGCCUCUCAGAGCGUCGGCGGAGAGCGCAGCUGCGACUUCCUCACCCCGGAGUUUGUCAAGUUCAGCAUGGACCUUACCAACAGUGAGAUCUCAGCUGCCACGUCGGGUCCGAGCUUUGGCCCUUUGGGUGACACUUAUGGCGCCGGGUACGACGUGAAGCCCCCGUGUCUCUUCCAAAUGCCGGUACAGGGAGAGCUCCCGUGCGUCAAGGUGGAGGAUGCGCACGGGUGUCCGCGGUAUCAGCCGAAUCAGCAUCACCCGCAGCAGUCCGACGAACUUCUAUCCUCCCCCGGCUCCGUUUAUUAUUACCGCUCCCCGUCGCCGCACACCCCCAUCACAUCCAACUUUCAAACUCCACCGGGACAUAUAUGGGAUGACUCCGGCUCUCUGUACAGUUUUCGACAAGACUAUUUGGCGGCGGCGGCUGCGGCGGCGCACAGGAAAAACACACUCUCCAGAUUCUCGCUGUUUUCACUCAAACACGCGCAACACGGAAGCCAGAGUUUGUCCACCUGCCGAAUGAAAUUUGACGGAUCGCUCCACGUGUCCAUGAAUCUGGACGGAGCCGGAGCGCAUCCGCAGCUGAACAGCCCCGGAGGUUUGGGCUCCCCUUCCCACGAAAAGCAGCCCGCAGUGGGAUUUCCUCACCCGCUACAGUUCGCCCACGGUCACCACUUUAUGGACUACCAGACUUCUUGUGCUCCGAGCCGAGGACCGCUGAGCGCGGAGGGGCUGUGCGCGGUGUGCGGUGAUAACGCAGCCUGCCAGCACUACGGAGUGCGCACCUGCGAGGGCUGCAAGGGCUUCUUCAAGCGCACGGUACAAAAAAAUGCCAAGUACGUGUGUUUGGCUGCUAAAAGCUGCCCGGUGGACAAACGCAGGAGGAACCGAUGUCAAUAUUGUCGCUUCCAGAAGUGUCUCGUAGUGGGAAUGGUCAAAGAAGUGGUGAGGACGGCCGGCUUGAAAGGUCGACGGGGUCGCCUGCCGUCCAAACCUAAAACCCCUCCGGACUCGUCGCCUCCCGUCAGCACCCUCCUGAGCGUGCUCGUCAGGGCGCACGUGGAAUCGAACCCUCCUCCUUCUCGCUUCGACUACUUCAAACUCAAGGAGAGUCCAGCGGGGGACGACGUUCAGCAUGUGCGGCAGUUUUAUGACCUCUUGACCCGAUCGAUGGAGGUCAUUCGAGGUUGGGCACAGAAGAUCCCGGGCUUUACGUCUCUCCUCAAACACGACCAAGACCUCCUCUUCUACUCGGCUUUCCUGGAGCUCUUUGUUUUGCGAUUGUCGUACAGGUCCAACCCAGAGGAAGGGAAGCUGGUCUUCUGCGACGGGUCAGCAUGGCACCGCCUCCAGUGCCUGCGGGGCUUCGGGGAGUGGAUCGACAGCAUCGUUGAGUUCUCCGCCAGCCUGCAGAGAAUGAACCUGGAUGUGUCCACCUUCUCCUGCAUAUGCACACUGGCCCUGGUCACCGAGCGACACGGGCUGAAGGAGCAGAAAAAAGUGGAGGAGCUGCAGAACAACAUCGUCAAGUGCUUGAAGGAUGCCGACGGCCUAUCGGACUGCUGGUCCAACCACUUGUCCAGACUUUUGGAAAAGCUGCGUGAACUUCGCACCCUGUGCAUCCAAGGCCUGCAGAGGAUUUUCUAUUUGAAGCUGGAGGAUUUGGUGCCGCCGCCUGCGGUGAUAGAUAAGUUAUUCCUCGAUACGCUGCCGUUUUAGAGCCGGGAGGAGAACGUUCCUCGGGACUUCUUUGGAUUCAACGCAGUCAUUCCCGUGCGCCACAUAAAAGGGACAUUUUGAAAUCUAAUAUCAAGUUGUUGAAUCACAUUUUUCUCAAAACGUGUAAAGAAGAGGAUAAAAACUAAUUUGUUGUGACCAGAUUCUGGUAAUUAUGUAUUACUGCAAGAAGGGACAAAUUCAUUUAAAGUCAGUCAUUUGAAUUUGCUUCGUCUUAUUUUCUUAAAUUUUAACUUCCAGUCAGAACAAUUAUAUGUUGGAUCCGUUUUACACUUUGAUACGAGAUGUUUCCCAUCGUGUUUUGGUUUUUCAUGACAUAUUAUUAUAUUAUAUUAUUAUUAUAUAUUAUAUAUUCAUAUAAUAUUAAUAUCAA
Cyclopterus lumpus (lumpfish) is the source of this 2365-nucleotide messenger RNA. Its product is annotated as nuclear receptor subfamily 4 group A member 2-like. Gene Ontology annotation, cellular component: nucleus; transcription regulator complex. The record is from RefSeq and is a predicted model, not a curated record. NCBI's taxonomy places the organism in Eukaryota, Metazoa, Chordata, Actinopteri, Perciformes, Cyclopteridae. Gene Ontology annotation, molecular function: zinc ion binding; nuclear glucocorticoid receptor binding; RNA polymerase II cis-regulatory region sequence-specific DNA binding. The coding region runs from base 205 to 1974 and encodes 589 amino acids. The transcript has 8 exons. Gene Ontology annotation, biological process: dopaminergic neuron differentiation; regulation of transcription by RNA polymerase II; central nervous system neuron differentiation.